Molecule: messenger RNA, 911 nt
Organism: Racocetra persica
Lineage: Eukaryota; Fungi; Glomeromycota; Glomeromycetes; Diversisporales; Gigasporaceae
Source: the annotation of a GenBank genome assembly
AUCUUUCAUUUCCCCUUGGAAAAGGUUAUAAUCCAACUGAUAAACCCAAUUAUAAAAUACCAAGUGAAAAUUAUAAUCCAUUUACACCCGCCGGUUAUCCUACUGUCAGAUAUCCUAACGCUAACUAUGAAGAUCAAUUUGAUAUGAUGAAUCAAAAUAUCUCUGUGUUAGUUUCUAAGGCACUUAGACCAGGAGUUUAUCAAAUGUUUCAGAUUAAAAAUUACCUACAAUUUAGCAAUCAUGCUUUAAGAUCAGACGGUACAGAAAUGGAAAGUGUUUUCUCAGCUCAUCCGCCUCCUUUAGAAGUAGUUGGAUUUGGACAUUUUGCAUCUAUUGAAAUGAGUCAUAAUGUCUUUCAUUUAGCAAUCGGUGGUCCUGGUGGUCAUAUGUCAUAUCCAGAUAUAGCUGGAUUUGAUCCAUUAUUCUUUUUUCAUCAUAACGCCGUAGAUCGUUUACUUGCACUUUGGCAAGCAAUUUGGGUUACGGAAAAUAUCAAUAUUAACGGAACUUAUACAGAAGAACUAUACACAGUGGUAAAUGAAUAUACAGACCUAACACCAUUCCGUAAAUCAAAAACAGAAUUUUGGAAAUCUUCAACUGUUCGUGAUAUAGAAAAACUUGGAUAUACUUAUCCUGAAUUGGUGAAAUUUAAAGGUCAAGAUCCAAGAAAAUUACAAGCAUAUCUCCUUAAAUUGUAUAAACCUGAUCCUUAUUAUGGACGCAGAUUUUUCGCAAAAUUAACUAUAGAUGCGGGUAAAUUAGUUGGAUCAUACGAUAUUAGAGUCUUCGUUGACUUGAAAGGUGCAUCUUGCGAAACACCAAAAACUUCGCCUCAUUUUGCUGGCUUAAUUGCCAUGUGGCUUAGACCUAACCCUUACCAAAUUAAUGGUACUAGUUAUGUCGUGGGAAGU